AGGGGGCUCGCUGCCCUCCGUGUGCCUCCGACUCACAGCGGCCGCGUGUGCCACUCCCUGGUUCUUCCGCUACCCCGCGCCGGCUCUACGCAUCGAAGCCUUUACACUGAGCCCGCCUGGCGCUAACUAAUGUUUAACUCGGGCCGAAACUUGGCGGCGAGCGCAGGGUGACUGCGUACAGAGCAGCAGCGCAGGACGUCCGUCUCCGCGCGCGGUAAUUUGUGCUUGCCCUCAAGCCUCAGAGCUCAGUUCAGAGGAGCUGCCCGACCAUGAAGACACCCUGGAAGGUUGUCCUGGGACUGCUUGGUGUAGCUGCGCUUGUCACCGUCAUCACUGUGCCACUGGUUCUGCUGAACAAAGAUGAUGCAGCAGCUGAUAGCCGCAGAACUUAUUCGCUAGCUGAUUAUUUAAAGAAUACUUUUCGAGUCAAGUCCUACACCUUGCGAUGGGUGUCAGAUUAUGAAUACCUCUACAAACAAGAAAACAAUCUCUUGCUAUUCAAUGCUGAACACGGAAACAGCUCCAUUUUCUUGGAGAACAGCACCUUUGAAGCCUUUGGAGAGUCUAUAAGUGAUUAUUCAGUGUCACCCGAUGGACGGUUCGUUCUCUUAGAAUACAACUAUGUGAAGCAAUGGAGGCACUCCUACACAGCUUCGUACAGUGUUUAUGACUUGAACACAAGAAAGCUGAUCACAGAGGAGAAGAUUCCAAAUAAUACACAGUGGAUCACAUGGUCACAAGAAGGUCAUAAAUUGGCAUAUGUUUGGAAGAAUGAUAUUUACGUUAAAAUUGAACCAAAUUCACCUAGUCAGAGGAUAACAUGGACAGGAGAAGAUGGUGAAAUAUGUAAUGGGAUCGCUGACUGGGUUUAUGAAGAGGAAAUCUUCGGUGCCUUCUCAGCACUGUGGUGGUCUCCAAACAGCACUUUUUUAGCAUAUGCCCAGUUUAAUGACACCGAAGUCCCACACAUUGAAUACUCUUUCUACUCCGAUGAGUCACUGCAGUACCCUAGGACAGUGUGGAUUCCAUAUCCAAAGGCAGGAGCUGUGAAUCCAACUGUAAAGUUCUUUAUUGUAAAUACAGACUCCCUCAGCUCAACCACUAGCGCAGUUCCCAUCCAAGUCACUGCUCCUGAAUCCGUGGCAACAGGGGAUCACUAUUUGUGUGAUGUGGUGUGGGUUACAGAAGAAAGAAUUUCUUUGCAGUGGCUCAGGAGGAUUCAGAACUAUUCCGUGAUGGCUAUCUGUGACUAUGAUAAGACCAACCAAGCAUGGAACUGUCCCUUGGCACAGCAUCAUGUUGAAAUGAGCACUACAGGCUGGGUCGGAAGAUUUAGGCCUGCAGAGCCCCACUUCACUUCUGACGGUGGCAGUUUCUAUAAGAUCAUCAGCGACAAAGAUGGCUACAGACAUAUCUGCCACUUCCCUAAAGAUAAGAAUCCCAAUCAGGACUGUACAUUUAUUACAAAAGGAGCCUGGGAAGUCAUUGGGAUCGAAGCUCUGACCAGCGAUUAUCUAUACUACAUUAGUAAUGAACAUAAAGACAUGCCUGGAGGAAGAAAUCUGUAUCAAAUUCAACUUACUGACCACACCAAUGUGAAGUGCCUUAGUUGUGACCUGGAUGUAGAAAGAUGUCAGUAUUAUUCGGUGUCGUUUAGCAAAGAGGCAAAAUUCUAUCAGCUGAGAUGUUCGGGCCCUGGUCUGCCCCGCUAUACUCUGCAUCGCAGCGCUGAUCAUAAAGAGCUACGAGUCCUGGAAGACAAUUCUGCUUUGGAUAAAAUGUUGCAGGAUGUCCAAAUGCCUUCAAAAAAACUGGACUUCAUUGUUUUGAAUGGAACAAGAUUUUGGUAUCAAAUGAUCUUGCCUCCCCACUUUGAUAAAACCAAGAAAUAUCCUUUACUCUUAGAAGUAUAUGCAGGUCCCUGUAGUCAAAAAGCAGAUGCCGCCUUCAGACUCAACUGGGCCACUUACCUUGCAAGUACAGAAAACAUCAUAGUAGCUAGCUUUGAUGGCAGAGGAAGUGGUUACCAAGGAGAUAAGAUCAUGCACGCAAUCAACAGAAGACUGGGAACACUAGAAGUUGAAGAUCAAAUUGAAGCAGCCAGACAAUUUUUAAAAAUGGGAUUUGUGGACAGCAAACGAGUUGCAAUUUGGGGCUGGUCAUAUGGAGGGUAUGUAACCUCAAUGGUCCUGGGAUCGGGAAGUGGCGUGUUCAAGUGCGGAAUAGCUGUGGCACCUGUGUCACGGUGGGAGUAUUAUGACUCCGUGUAUACAGAGCGCUACAUGGGUCUGCCAACUCCAGAAGACAACCUUGCCCAUUACAGGAAUUCAACAGUCAUGAGCAGAGCUGAAAAUUUUAAACAAGUUGAGUACCUCCUUAUUCAUGGAACAGCAGAUGAUAAUGUUCACUUCCAGCAGUCAGCUCAGAUCUCCAAAGCCCUGGUGGAUGCUGGCGUGGAUUUCCAAGCAAUGUGGUAUACGGAUGAAGACCAUGGGAUAGCUAGCAGCAUGGCCCACCAGCAUAUCUAUACCCACAUGAGCCAUUUCCUCCAACAGUGCUUCUCUGUACAGUAGCACAGCAAGGCUCCCGUAGCUUAUUUAAAAACACAUUUGUUCUCAUUAUCUCAAAACUGCACUGUCAAGAUGACGAUCUUAAUAAUGCUCUCAUCGAGAAAUUCCAGGCUACUUUCCAGUUUCAUACCUGCAGUCCCAAGUAAGAAUGUCUGUCUUCACAACAGAUUAUUACCUUACAGCAAUUUGGAUUUUUCACUCUGUUUUGUUUAUCAUUUAAAAUUAUUUCCACAUCAGCUGCUGAAACAACAAAUAUAAAUUAUUUUUACAAGAGUUCUGCAUAGAUUUCCUGAGAAGAAUUUCUUUUUUUUUUUUUCUCUUUUCUUACUAGACUGGUCCAAAUCUUGUUCCCUUAUUUAAGGGGAUGACAAGAUGUGGGCAAUGAUGUCAUUAGGGCAGCAAUGAGAGAAGCGGGGACAGGGAGAGGAGAUCACAGAGUAUGGCUAGAAACCCAGGUCCAAGCACACCAACCCAAUCAGGCUACUGUCAUCUCGCCUUGAGAAGUGCUGUUCACUGCCAGACUGGCACAGUUUUCUGAGAAAGACUAUUCAAACAGUCUCAGGAAAUCAUAUAUGCAAAGCACUGACUUCUCAGUAAAACCACAGCAGUUGAAUAGACUCCAAAGAAAUGCAAGGGAAACUGCCAGCAAUGUAAGGGCCCCAGGUGCCAGUUAUGGCUAUAGGUGCUACACAAACACAGGAAGGGUGAUGGGAAAGCAUUGCAAAUGUGCUUUUAAAAAAUCACCGAUGUUUCCUAGUGAAAAGAGGCAGCUUGGAACAUAUCGACUUGCCCUGUUAAAAGUUGAAAAUAUUUGUGUCACAAAUUCUAACAUGAAGGAAUACUUGCAUCAGUUCUUACUUCAUUUCCUUGAGUAUGUUAAUUAAAAUCUUUUAACCUCAUUGGCUUUUUAAUGGAAUAUGAACGAGAAUGUUGUGUGUUAUUAUUUCUAUUCUACACACUGGAAUUUUGCCUGGUCAUUUAGUAAAUAUGCUUCCAUUUUUCAGAGGUAAUGGGUUACAUCUUGAAUCAAACUUAAACCGCAUUGACAUAUGGACACAUUUGUUCAAAGGUUCUUGUUUAACUUGUU
Messenger RNA from Peromyscus eremicus (cactus mouse), 3657 nucleotides. It is a transcript of the gene Dpp4, whose product is annotated as dipeptidyl peptidase 4. Bases 270 to 2573 code for a protein of 767 amino acids. Gene Ontology annotation, molecular function: serine-type endopeptidase activity; dipeptidyl-peptidase activity. The transcript is spliced from 26 exons. The record is from RefSeq and is a predicted model, not a curated record. Gene Ontology annotation, biological process: proteolysis. NCBI's taxonomy places the organism in Eukaryota, Metazoa, Chordata, Mammalia, Rodentia, Cricetidae.